UCGAUUUUUGUUCCACACCUAGACGUUCUGCCACCACUAAUAAAAAUGGCGUUCGAAGUUGUAGUUAAAUUUUUAAGGGAAUCCAUCGUAAAACAAUAGCGCGUGUGGCCGCGACAGCAAAAUUCGCGCAUUAUCAACCGAUCCGUUCGUGGGCGUGCGUGGUUUGUAGAUUUUUUGGCCGAUUUCAAGUGAACUAGAGCUAUAAAACUGUGCCUCCGUUGGUUAUUAUUGCAAAUUCUAGUACCACUCACACACACUCGCACACACAUCGUUGUAGCGAAGGAAAUACGAGUGCGAGUAAAUAGUGAGGCACCCAUACUGGAGCAGCGACUAAAUUAAAGUUAAUUAAACGCCUAGCGGUAUUUCAUUUAAUGCAAUUUGUGAAAUAAUAGAGAGAGAGGGUGAGACAAAUCGAGACUCCCCUCCCGCUCUCACCUACAGCAUGCGUGAGUAGCCCUGUGUGCGUGAGAGAGUGAGACAUGUGCGUGUGAGGUGCAGCAGCAGCAACAACAAUAGUAACAACAACAGCAGCAAAACAAAUUCGGCUUGUAAGAACUGCAAAUCGGUGUUAUUAUUUAUAUAUCUAUGUGCGUGUGAAAUGACACACAGCAACAAACGUAAAAACUACAACAAUUGCAACCGUCAAGGCUACCGCAACAGCAGCAACAAAAACAACUGCAGUUACCUUCGGCAAUGAAAAUACCUCUCACCGCCCUCACCUGCUCCUCCUCCUCCUUCGUUUCCUCUCCUUCUUCUUCUCCUCCUCAUUCCUCUACUUCUUUGCGCUCCGUCCGCCACUUCAACAACAACAACAAACAUGCACGCGGCGUAUAAAUAAUCAAUAUACAAAAUAAAUCCAUUUAUUUUUAUACAAACCAAACAAUAUCAAUUAAAAGUCGGAAAUUAUGAAUAAAUUGGAUUACCCACGUCGCAAUGGUACACACAAAGUUAGAAUAACGAUAUUGUGUGCUAGAAAUUUGGCUCGCAAGGAUUUAUUUCGCCUGCCCGAUCCCUUUGCUAAGGUUCAGGUGGAUGGAACUGGCCAGGUGUACUCGACGGAGAUAAGCAAGUCCUCGCUGGAUCCAAAAUGGAAUGCACACUACGAUUUGUUUCUGGGCAUUGGCGACGCCAUCACGAUAACCGUGUGGAAUCAGCGCAAGAUACACAAGGGCAGUGGAUUCCUGGGCUGUGUGAGGAUACCCGCAUUCAACAUACAGAGCCUCAAGGGAGCCGGAUUUCAACGCUUGGACCUGGGCAAACUGUCGCCGGAUGACGAUGAGCUGGUGCGUGGUCAGAUCAUCAUUUCGUUGCUCUCGAAGGACGGACCUAGUAGUGGCAAUCCCCUGGCCAUUGUGGGACCCAGUGGUGAUGUGCGUGGCCCCUCGGAGGACGACUCUUCGGAGGAUAGCUUGCCCGAGGGCUGGGAGGAGCGCCGCACGGACAACGGACGCAUUUACUAUGUCAAUCAUGCGACCAAGUCGACGCAGUGGGACAGGCCCAGGCAUCCGGUUGUAAGCCAGACCAUUUCACCGCAGCAACGGCACAACAACCACAAUGGCAACAGUGGUGAUCGACAGGCGCCGGCUGGACCAACGCGCUCCACGACCUGCACCAAUCUGAUGAAUGGCGGCCAUCGCAGUCGGGACUCGGCGGCGGUGACGGCUUUAGAUGAACGGCGGCACUCCACGGAGAUCCUGUCCAGCGUUGGCAAGGAGAACACCAGCCCCACAACGCCUGUUUCUGUUUCGUCGGCCACUACGACGCCUGGCAAGAAGACCUCCGCCUCCAACUCAUCCUCGUCGGGAGGUCGCACUUUGGAGCAGCGUCCCACAAACGAAACGGCCACGCCCACCAGCAGCAGCACAACAUCGGCGUCGGUACGCCUCCACAGCAACGAUAAUCAUGUGAAAACGCCAAAGCACCAAACGAAUGGCCAUGCUCCGCCAGAGGCCACGCCCACAUCGCCCACGGGUCAGCAGAACUAUGUGAACGGGAAUGCUCAGAAUGGAAGUGGCACUGGCAGUGGCCAGGCGGCACAGCCCCAAAGUGCGACCAACGGGUGGACGCAGGAGGAUGCCAACACAACCACAACUGCAGGUUCGACGACGACGACGACGACGACCACCACUCCUCCCAGGCACAGCCAGAGUCCGCCAACACCGAAUACGUCGCCACCCGCUUCUGUGACCCCCUCGGCCAAUGGAAACGUUCACAGUCCGAAUGCGAACAGCACUCCAGGUGGCGGAGGAAGCCGAUCCUAUACGGCCGCCACUCCCGGUCAGCGUUCCCAGCGUCGCAGUUCGCGGCAACAGGGUGAGGAGUCCUCCACGAGGCGCCGCUCAUCGCGGGGAACUCGAAAUGGAGGCACUUCGGGCACGGGAGGAGGAGGAGGAGGAGGAUCUGGUCAGCGGUAUGCAUCGGCCAUUGCGGCGGCCAACCAGGCAGCGCGUCCCUUUUUGGAUCUGCCGCCGGGCUAUGAAAUGCGGACCACGCAACAAGGCCAGGUGUACUUCUAUCACAUACCCACGGGCGUGUCCACGUGGCACGAUCCUCGGAUACCCCGUGACUUCGACACCCAGCAUCUGACGCUGGAUGCGAUUGGACCACUGCCGAGCGGCUGGGAGCAGCGGAAGACGGCCUCGGGCAGGGUUUACUUUGUGGACCACAACAAUCGAACCACGCAGUUCACGGAUCCCCGAUUGAGUGGCAGCAUUUUGCAGAUGAUUCGAAGGGGGGCAGUGCCGCCGGCAGCCGCUGCAAGCGCAGGUAGUCCUGCUCCGCCAGCCGCCACUCCCGCAACUGCAGCAACGUCCUCGGCCACAGCAGCAGCAGUGCCGGCGCAAUCAGCAAACAACGCCGCGGCCACAACGACCACCACUACGAAUACUACUACUACCAACCCGCCCCAUCGCAUUGUUCCGGAUCUGCCGCAGGGAUUGCUCGAGGGCGCCGACCUCCUGCCCAAGUAUCGCCGCGAUUUGGUGGGCAAGCUGCGAGCCCUGCGCACCGAGCUGCAAACGAUGCAACCGCAAUCCGGCCACUGCCGCCUGGAGGUGUCGCGCAACGAGAUUUUCGAGGAGAGCUAUAGACUGAUUAUGAAAAUGCGGGCCAAGGAUAUGCGCAAGCGCCUGAUGGUGAAGUUCAAGGGCGAGGAGGGUCUGGACUACGGCGGCGUGGCUCGCGAAUGGCUGCACCUGCUCUCGCGCGAGAUGCUCAAUCCGCAGUACGGCCUGUUCCAGUACAGUCGGGAUGACCACUACACGCUGCAGAUCAAUCCAGACUCUGGGGUCAAUCCCGAUCACCUGUCCUACUUUCAUUUUGUGGGUCGCACCCUGGGCAUUGCCGUGUUCCACGGGCACUGUCUGGAUGGUGGCUUCACCACGCCCUUCUACAAGCAGCUACUGAACAAACCGAUUACGCUUGGUGAUAUUGAAGGCGUGGAUCCGGAGCUGCAUCGCAGCCUCACCUGGAUGCUGGAAAGCAAUAUCAGCGGCAUCAUCGAAUCCACCUUCAGUGUGGAGAACAAUAGCUUUGGCGCUCUGGUGGUGCACGAACUGAAGCCGGGAGGUGCCUCCAUUCCUGUCACGGAGGAGAACAAACGGGAGUAUGUCAAGCUAUACGUGAACUAUCGUUUUAUGCGCGGCAUUGAACAGCAGUUUCUGGCUCUGCAGAAAGGAUUUUGUGAGCUUAUACCCAGCCAUCUGUUAAGACCGUUUGAUGAACGCGAACUGGAAUUGGUCAUUGGCGGCAUCUCCAGCAUUGAUGUCAACGACUGGCGGAACAAUACGAGACUGAAGCACUGUACGAACGAAACGACGCAGGUGUUGUGGUUCUGGCAGGUUGUCGAGUCUUAUAGCUCUGAGAUGCGGGCUCGCCUGCUGCAGUUUGUGACGGGUUCGUCGCGAGUGCCGCUUCAGGGAUUCCGAGCGUUGCAAGGAUCUACAGGAGCGGUGGGACCACGACUCUUCACCAUUCACCUGACUGCCGACGUGCCCACCCAGAAUUUGCCCAAGGCGCACACCUGCUUUAACCGGAUCGAUUUGCCGCCCUACGAGACGUACCAGCUGCUCUGCGACAAGCUGACGCAGGCCGUUGAGGAGACCUGCGGCUUCGCCGUGGAGUAGGGACCAGCAGAUGAGAUGCAGUGAUCCUGUGACCACCACCCGCACCCAAUCCACGCAUAUGCAUAUACAUAGACACCUUUAAUUAUAUAUUAUACACAUUAUAAUGAAGCAUAUAUCAAGGCGAUUUGAAAUCAAAAUUGUACUGACCCUGGUCAAGAUGAUAAGUUUUUAUUUUUAUUUGUUUGUUGAUGAACUGCUCCCGCAGCGCUGUUUAAUCUUGUGUGCUGCGCAUUUUGCAGUUAAAAAAUUUAAUUAUUUAGCGAGUAUGUACUGACUCAUCGUAUACAUAGUUACCAAGUGCAUAUAUAUAUGAAUAUAUUCACUUUCACACCCCCAAACAGACAUAUACAUAUAUAUAUAUAUAUCUAUCCUGGCCUUUGUUUGUUUACGUCGUGGCGCGUGUUAUAAAUUGUAGUUUAAAAUAUUACGAAACCAAUUAUACAUACAAUUAUACAAGAUUAUACAUAUAUCAUAGUUGAUAAUUAGGCAUAACAAAAUUUUUAAUUGUAGGCAUUGGACCGGCAAUUCUUUCGUGCUUUUGUUUAGUUUAGAACAUAUUUUUGAUGUUUAUUAAUUACAUUUUGUACAUUUAUAAAAACCAAUCGAACUCACUGCUAAGUUUUUAAUUAUUGUUUAAAUCGUCCUUAAUCACACGCCAACAUCAACACGCUCAUCGACACAACCAAGUUUGCAUAUUUUAUAAGUAUGUGCAAAACAAAGAACUUGAAAAAUUACUCAAUUAUUAAAUUAGUUUUUUUUAAUUUUUAAAUAAACGCAAAUUAUUUAAAUUACUUUUUAUGUUGGGUUUAAUUUUAUUUCUUGCCCAUCGCCAAAAUCAAACUCUAAGGAUCAAACUUCAUAUACACGUACAUCUUUAAUACAUAUUUACAUCAGUUUUAAUGAAAAAGAAUUGGACAAAUUUCUAGGUGAUAUUAGUGAAAAUUUUAUCUGACUUUACUUAAAACAAAACAAUUGGUAGAUAUUUAAGAUCCCCCCACCCAACCCCAUUCCCAAAAGCCACCAUACCCCCAAAUGUAGUGCAUAUGUGAGAUCUAUUAAUUUUGUAUUAAAAGCGAGAAUUUAACCAUUGGAUUCAAGCAGAUAGAAGUAAUCCCCCAAGAUACAACACAAAUCGAUCGUUAACUCUUUAGCUUUAGCGAGAUCUAGGAUGCGAAUGACUAAGAAUUCUAAGGCAGAAAUCCUGCGCACAUUGACAAGGACUCUGCUCCAUUAAUCCAAAAGGAAUGAAUAAAUAAAUGAGCCUUAC
Drosophila gunungcola (fruit fly) is the source of this 5391-nucleotide messenger RNA. RefSeq names its product E3 ubiquitin-protein ligase Smurf1 (gene Smurf). The record is from RefSeq and is a predicted model, not a curated record. The transcript has 8 exons. Bases 906 to 4124 code for a protein of 1072 amino acids. Gene Ontology annotation, molecular function: ubiquitin-protein transferase activity; protein binding. Lineage: Eukaryota; Metazoa; Arthropoda; Insecta; Diptera; Drosophilidae. Gene Ontology annotation, biological process: negative regulation of BMP signaling pathway; ubiquitin-dependent protein catabolic process.